UGGUUAAGAGGCCCAUUCCGAAGAGUUGAAACCGGACUAUAAAAGAUGACUGGGGGCCGCCAAACCUGAUCAGUACUCAAAAUGAUUCCGAAACAAGCACUCCUCACUUUGGCCAGUUUGGCCCUGUUUGUGACCCUGUCCUUCGCCCAAGAUUUCUCUUGCAUGGACGGCAAAGACCUUUUCACCGCCAAAUUCGAAGCCUGUGACGGUAACAAUGUGAUCAUUUAUAAGAUCGUCAUGUCAGCCCCUUUCAACCGUGUUGAGAAGCGCCACGUCCUUUACACCGGUCAGAAGGCCACGUUUUGCGUCGCCGGCCAAGUCAAUGAUUCCAGUAUCUCCAUGGAGCAUUUACAAAAUGCCGUUUGGGGCGGAGUGGGCGGCGCUGAUGCGUCCAAAGUCGACUUCUGUGAUAUCCACAUCAACGCCUGUAAAGACAUUCAGCCCCCUUGUGAAUCUGGGUCCGGCACCCAAUUGACAGCGGGCACCGAUUUCUGCAUGUGCUCAGAUCUUGAUGUACCUGCCAAUGCUCCCGGGUUUGGCAUUAAUGUCUAUUGGAAGAUGCUCUCCGUGGGGUCAACUCCCACCGAUUGUGAAAAGGAGUUCGACAACGACAUCUUGCUGGCCAAUGGCAAGACCCCUGUCAUGUGCGUUCAAAGUCCGGCCGUUCUCAGGAAGGAGCCUCCGAGUCGGUCGUGAUCAUCCAGCCAAAAAUGCAUAAAUAUGAACCUUGAAUGGCUAUUUUAAGGUGUGAUAAUCAUUUGAUCGUACCAUUGGAUUUGCACAGAGCAACCUAUUCUCUCAAAUAAACAGGUUAGCUUUGCAA
This is a messenger RNA of Tigriopus californicus, 823 nucleotides long. RefSeq lists its product as uncharacterized. The record is from RefSeq and is a predicted model, not a curated record. NCBI's taxonomy places the organism in Eukaryota, Metazoa, Arthropoda, Copepoda, Harpacticoida, Harpacticidae. The transcript is spliced from 3 exons. The coding region runs from base 82 to 696 and encodes 204 amino acids.